This is a messenger RNA of Lithohypha guttulata, 3306 nucleotides long. RefSeq lists its product as uncharacterized. The record is from RefSeq and is a predicted model, not a curated record. NCBI's taxonomy places the organism in Eukaryota, Fungi, Ascomycota, Eurotiomycetes, Chaetothyriales, Trichomeriaceae. The transcript has 2 exons. Bases 1 to 3306 code for a protein of 1101 amino acids.
AUGGUCAAUGUGCCACACGAACCAGAAAUGACCAACGUGCACCAAUUCCGACGACUUUUCACUCAGUCUCCAGCUUGUCCACACGAGAGCACGCCCAUCGGAGCCUAUGCUCUCAACACUGGGAGUCCAAUCCUGUCUCGGAAGAAGUCCACCUCAAUCCACAGAUUGUCACAGCAUAUCAGGCAGAAGCUCUCCGAAUCGAGACUCAGCAAGAGUAGUUCAAGAGUCGAAUAUCAAGACGAGGACGAUGACAAGAUAGCUCGGAAAGUGCUCGAGCCCAUCAUUGAUGGUGACGCAGUCGUGUUAGGCAUCAGUGCAGGUUCAACAGGCCUCAGCGAUUUACUCAGGUCUGGAGAGACCAACGCCAACGGUUACGAUAGUGAUGCACAGAGUAUCAGAACUCCACAUCUGCGGAAUACUUUUGACACCCUGGAGGCCAGCCCAGUGUACGCUCGUCAAUAUACCGACGACGUGGAACUACGACCGGAUGACUCUAUGUCGAACUACAGUCCCUCACCGCGGCAAGCGGCUCCACGUGCCGAAACAUCGCCUGGCAGCAAGGCGAACGACCAUUCAAUCAAUCAUCCCACGAGCCCUGUCAAGGCCGUCUCUAAUAGUGCACUGCCAACACGAUCAAGUGGGUCUCCAAGCGCAGCAUCAGAGCGUUUUAUUAAAGGCCUCACCCGUUGCACGACUGAGCAACCAACCACCAAUAGAGGCGGUCGUACUGAAAGUGCUGACUCUAGAGGCACUGAUGUGACCUCAAAGCUGUCCUUGCAAUAUCCUAGAUCGUCCAGCUUGGGAAGAGUGCCCGAAACGCCCGAAACAAUCGUGAAGAAGCUCAGUGACAGUUCGAACAGUCAUACGAGAGCUAGUGCACGAACGAGUGCCUCUACGAGCAAGCCAGACAAGCUCUCGAAGCAACUGGACCCAGGCUUGCUGGAUUAUUUGGCGAGAAAAUCACCGUCGAGACUGUCAUCUGAGGUGGCCAGGGAGGCUACUUCUCCCAAGACUGCGAUUCCGGAUGAAGAGAGCUCCUUGGUCACCCACAAAGACGACAAAGCAAGCUACAAUGCUUCCAAGCUGAGUUCAUAUGAGCAGUCACGAACUGACGUCGCCUCCAUAACUUCGGAGGUGCCAUCGGAACACUCAAAAUCCGUGCAUCUCUUCAACAUGCACAUCUCUCAACGUCUUGCAAGCAAAUCUACAGCCAUGAUGCUAUCGCCAUCAGCUUCACCGCACACCUCUCGGAAGUCACUUGAUGCAUCUCUUAUACACCCAUGUAGUCUCGCAUCAGGAACAGUGACGCAGAUGCCCACGAGACUUAGGGCAGAGCACAAUCGAAAGCCUUCAGACCCGCAUACAAGAUGCUUAUUUGAACAACCUGCUCAAGCUGCAGCAGUAAAAUGGACACGACGUAGCACGAGCACUGACAGAACGAAGCUUGCAUCCUCCGACAGGGAUGAUGCAAGUUCAUAUUAUACUCACGAUGGUGGGCCACCCUCAGGUGCAGGACAUUUUUCGAGUUUAGAUGGCACAACUAGUAUCCUUCGAAACCCGAAUAGCAUAGCAAUAGGUGGUAGAGCGGCAUCGUCUGAACUCCCGGUGCAACACGCCGGUAGAGAAGCUCUCUUGCCACUUGAACCGACUCCAUCCCGAAGUUUGUCUGCAUCCACGGCAGAUCGAUCAAAUGCACUUGAAGCAGCCUCCAAGGUGAUACACAGAUACAUCGAGUCUGACGCGGAAGCCGACAUAGCUUCAAUAGAGCGAGUACUUCCGGCAGAGCCAAACGAGGCAAAACAAGCAUCUGACCAGGACUGCGGCGAUCGAGGUUCUACCAAGCUAGAUAGUUCCGUCACUCAAGUUAACAGCUCAUCAGCGAGGCGUCUCAGCGCUGGAUGGCUUACCGACGGACAAAGGCAUGGUUGGAAUUACAAUUUUGUGGACGUAGCAACUCCGACGCAACGACGAAACAGUGCUAUCGCGAUGGUGGCUUCUGAGGCGAGCCCUCUUUGCAUCACAGAGUCGGCGACUGACAUGUGGAACCGUGCCUUUCGGGACGCCCACGAGACUGGUGCUGCCAGGGAUUUAUUGUCGAUGCCACCGAUUGAACUGGAUUACUUGCGCCGCCCUUCCUCUCUGAAUACAAUCCGGCCUAAGCAUCGAUCAAGCUUACACAUUCAGACACCCGACGCAGAGAUCCGCAGGUCGCAGAGUGCAGGUCCAUAUGCAAGAGCAGAUCAACAACAAGAACAACAAUCCGAGAAAUUGAAGACAAGCCACCUAUUAAGAACGUUAAAGAGACUUAGUUUCCCACAACUCCGAGCUUCACGACUGCCAGUCUCACAAGGUUCAAGGCCUCGGAAGCUGCAAAAACGAAGCUCCCCAGAGUUGUCCAGUAAAUCUUCGUUCGCUACUCUCAAAGUGACCAAUGGCGCCUCAAAUCGUGCAGGCAAUACACCACCAGUCAAGGAGCUGCUUGGAAUUUGGGCCUCGUUCCCGAGUCAUCAAUACUGGACACGGAAUGGUCCUGCUAGUGAACAGGAUGACGUGUAUGUUCGUGAUUUUGGCGAGGAAAGCAGUGAGCACAAAGUUAGCGAUAUUCCGAAUACUCCAAUACUCAACAGGCGAACCUCGACUGGAGCACUUUUCGCUAUGCAGAGUACCCUAAGGAUGCUAUCGAUCCGCUCUAAGCGACUCGACAGGAAGAGGACCAAAAGCAUGUCUUUUCCUACUGACGUGUCCGAUCGAUUCAGAAAAUCAAGCAAGAUUCUGUUCCUCAAUCGAUGGCGUCGAUUGUAUCGUACGAAGAGUACUGAAUGGCAGGGCUAUAUGACCGACAAAGGAUACCGCAGCAACAUAUCUGCGAGCCGAUCCGUAGAGUUUCCGGAGCUGAAGACCCUGCCUGGCGAAGGUCUGUUCGGCGGAUCUCCUGGUCAACACGACGUUUCCUCAGCUGCUGCAAGGAAAACAUCCCCUGCGAUGGAUGACAGCAACAACAUGGGUAAGCAAAUAUUGUCAGAUGUGACACGAAGAGAGCGGCCAGCAUCUGAGGACAAAGAAAACAUACGAUGGCUGAAAACUAGUGACUCCUCCUUGUGGGAACCAGUCCUUGGUUACGACGAGAAAUUCAACGAGACAAGCGAUAUGCCUCAAUCUGACACAGCGAACAAUGAGGCUUCUUGCCAGGUAAAUCCUAUAUUCAAGGAGAGCUCUACGUUGGAGGACCAGACGAGCAGAUCGCAUGGGGUCAGUCGAUCGAGCGAGGAUCUUCAGAUUCCUGGUAGUUGGAGAAUCGCUGAUUGA